GCAGUAUAGUUGGGUCUUCUUAGUGGGUGAUCUAUCCGUACCGGGUGUUGGGCUCGGUCAGUUCAUCUGUGUCGCUUCUUCGAGUAACAUCAAACUUUACCCCUUUCUUAAGAGUGCGGAACGAACAUUUGAGCUGUUAGAAAACUGCUAUAGAGAAAGUGUACAAUCGCAGUUAUAUUAAAGUUUAAUCAAUUCAGAAAGACUAACAUAAAAAAAUCUACGCACGCGGUGUGAGUGCUUAACAAGACAAGAAUAGGAGCCAUAUUUCGUUCUCCUAAUAGUGAGUGAUGAAGUGUUGGGCUUGGUCGGUGUGUUAGAGACUGCGACGGUUUAGUCCUGAACCGUACACCGCAUUGUAAAUGCUGUGGAUCUAUUAAAGCGAAGUGUGUACGUUAGAAAUGAAAAACUGCGAUAAAAUAUUUUGGAAGCUGUGAAAAUAGGCGUUUCUUAGAGAACAUUAAAGAUAUUGUACUGAUAGGAACCCGUGAACAGCAUCAACAUAGUAGUGCCGGUGUGAGAAUAAGUGAGCCAGUGUGUGUGUGUAUCUGUGAACGAAAAGACGGUGGAGGAGAUUGGUCUCAGGAAGCAAAAUCCUACAUAAAAGCUGCAAAGCUGACGCUGUAUCGCAUCGAAGAGAUGCCUUCGCUGCAACAGACUAGUUUUAAGGAUUGGCCUAGUCCCGAUAUUGCACGAUCGCUCACAGGACCAGAUAUACUACAGAAGCAUUCCAUAAACUCGCUAUUAUUGGAACACAAUGAAAUUAUCAGCAGAGGGAUGCCAUCGCCCAUCGAAGAAAAUGUGUCGUUUUCGGAUAUUUUGGGCUCAUCACAAUCAUCGCAAUCUACCUCCACCUCUUCGUCACUCGGUGCCAGCAUCAGCAGCAGUAACAGCAACAGCUGCAUUCUAUCAUCAGCCAAAAGUGGUGGCACUCAACAACAGCAAUCUUCGCUGGCAUCCUUUUCUUCCCUCGGAUGUCCGGACAGUGCCAGCAGCAUCCUGAGUAUGAGUGGACCAAACACUGCCUCGUCCCCUGUUAUCAACACCAACGCCAAUCCAUUCAACUUCUCCGGAUUGUCAAUGUCCAGCUCCAGUCUGAGCUCACCGGAGAUUGGUAGCAACAGUGGCAACGGUGGUGGAGGCGGUGGUAGCGGCGGACAAUCGCCAACCUACUAUGGCAGUGGUAGCGUGCAAUCAUCGAAGAACUACGACGAUUUUCGGUUCGAAAAUGACAUCAGUUUGCCCGGAUCGAACGGGUCGAACAGCUUAACCUCGGAGACGUUGAAGUUGCUGCAACGCAAUAUGAGUGCAUACGACUGCUCUCUACCGACAUCGCCAAACUCAUCUUCCACUGGCAUGUGUGCAAGAUAUUUCCGCGGUUCGCAGCAAAGCAGCGACCUGAAUCACAACUUCGACACAAACAGCACAUCCUCCUUCUUCGGUGGCAAUCAGUCGCUGUCACGUUCCAAUUCCCCGCCCGACAAUGACCAGUCCAGUCUGCUGUCCAAUUUCGACAGUGCCAACAUUUUGGACAUGAUCAAUUAUCUCACCAUCAACCAGCAGCAGCAGCAACAAAACGGACAUAACCAGCAGCAUUACAGUAGUAGCUCUGGCAGCAAUAGUAGCAACAACAACAAUAACACCAACAGUAGCUCCCAGUCGUCACAGUACAAUCAGUUGUCGAACCUGAGCCAGUUCUAUCAGCAUCAAACGCAAGCGGGAUCUAAUUUCGGAAAUGGGAAUUGCAACAGCCAGUCAGGUAGUAACGGAUGCGGUGCCAACAAUUUGACAAGCGACUACGAACGGCUGCAAAAUCUGCAGACACUCAACACCUUGCGUCUUUUGCAGCAAUCGCAGCAAUUGUCGCAAUUGCAAUUGCAGCAAUACCAAUUCAAUCAGCUUCUGCCAAACUACAACAGUGCACAGCUCAAAAACUGGACGUUGCAAAAUUCACCACCGUCAUCCUCGAACAGCAGCGCCAAUGAUAUAAAUCUGGAUCGAAUUGCACGAUUUCACCGUUCAUCUGCUGCCCAUUACGAUGCAACGUGUACAUGGAGUGGCGUACUUCCUCCACGAUCCCAUCGGUUGGUAACGUACUCAUCGAAAAUUUUUCUCGGUGGAAUGCCUUGGGAUAUCAGCGAACAGUCAUUGGUGCAGAUCUUCAAACCUUUCGGAUCUAUCAAGGUUGAAUGGCCCGGCAAGGAACAGCAAGCGACACAGCCCAAAGGCUACGUCUACAUAAUCUUUGAAUCGGACAAACAGGUCAAAGCUCUGCUACAGGCGUGCACUUAUACGUAUACAAGCGGCUACAACAAUUCUAGCCGUGGUUCCAAUUCCUCUAAUUUGGCCAUCCUACCUUAUUCAUCUGGGAGUGACGAUCAACAAGAGAUGCAACUGAUGCAACACCAGCAGUCUGGCCAGCAACUACAGCUGAUGCAUUACAACAAGAAUCUUGCUCCACCCGGGGCAAAAAUCAACUUCAAAAUAUCAUCAAAGCGCAUCAAAGCGAAAGACGUCGAGGUGAUUCCUUGGAACAUCGCUGAUUCCAACUAUGUGAAGUCCACUUCGCAAAAGCUUGAUCCGACAAAAACCGUUUUCGUAGGUGCGCUUCACGGACAACUAACGGCCGAAGGGCUGGCACAGAUCAUGAACGAUCUGUUUGACGGAGUUGUGUACGUCGGUAUUGAUACGGAUAAGUACAAGUAUCCACUGGGAUCGGCUAGAGUGACUUUUAACAAUUCACGCUCGUACAUGAAGGCGGUUGUUGCAGCGUUUAUCGAAAUCAAAACGGCCAAAUUCACCAAGAAACUGCAGGUGGAUCCAUAUUUGGAGGACUCGCUGUGUUCGAUGUGUGGAGUGCAACACGGACCAUAUUUCUGUAGGGAGAUUGUUUGCUUCAGAUACUUCUGUCGAUCAUGUUGGCAGUUCCAGCAUAAUCGAGACAGUUCACUGCAGAACCAUAAACCAUUGACCCGCAAUUCGAAAUCAACCACCAUUGUCGGAGUGGGUCCUCAGCAGUCAUCCCCCGCAUCACUGCAACAACAUUCGCAGCACAAUCAGUCGCAGUUUAAUUAUCACCAGCAGCACAACAGUCAUUCACAGCAUCAUCACCACCAUAGCUACCAUGGUUCGCUGCAUGGAUCUCCCAAGUCGCCUUCGCCACCGUGCAACACUAGCAGCAGCAGUAACAGUUCGACGGAUUCGUCGCCAGUUUCAUGUCACGGACCUGCUAAUUUACACCAACAGCUGCAGCAACAGUUUGGCAGUCUGUAAAAAAGCGUGAGUCACAAUCAACUUCUUUUCAGUAGAUUUGCUACCGAAAAGCACUGCUCCUGACUGCUUUUCACCAAAUGUGGCCAAAUCCCAUCAAUUUUGGUGCCCAGAACUAGGCACCAAUCGUUGUUAUCUAUUAGGUAUCAUUGUUGAAUUGUGAAUGUCGCAACAUUUUGUUUGUUACACCAUAUCCUUGUAAUUCCAUACGUUUAACGUAUUUAUCACCGCUCAAUCUACACAUCGAAUGGCACCGUUGAUCCACACGCUUGCGGAAUGUUUAAAUAGUGGCAGGGAUACGAAUGCAUGGCACUCAAAUACAUCCGUUGAAGCAUUCCUUUGAGAUAUUUCCCAGCAUGAAAUUUCCUAGAUACAAAGGAAUUGCAUCGGAAGGAUAUUUAACCAUUUCAACCGCAUCAUUUCGUAGCAUCUUCAUUGCGUUAUUAUUAGACAAUUGCUGAGUUUAGUAGUGCGAACAAGGCACUAUUAUUAAAAUUUCAACAAUUUGGAAAAAAAAUGUCCAAGGAUUGGAAUAGUAUCCCGAACAACAACACGUAAGAAGAUUGCACAAUUGGAUAGCAAUGCUUGAUUGCAAUAAUAUGAUCACUUUUAAAAUUUAGCCAGUACUUGUGGAUUUAAAUGCCAGUUGAGGUGAACGAGCGAUAGAUUUAGAAACCCAAAACACACUUAAAUAGUUUUGAUUACUUUUAAGCAAAAGGCAGUUUUAGGAGACACCGUUUAAUUCGAAAAAAAAUGGAUCCAUUAAUGAGAAUGAAACAUACCAACUAAAGAAGUAAAAGUAAACUGUGAGGAAGAGCUGUUUUUAUAUAACAUUUUAAACAUGGAAUGCCAGUCUUGCGCGCAGAGAAAGAGAGGAAGAAUCGUGUUUUAGUUAGGAGAAAACAAAACUGUUCCGUACCGCCUUGCGCUACAGCAAAUUAAGUGUCACUAGCAGAACAGAAUGCAGCUGUAAAUUUUAAGAUGCAUCGCCUAGAGAAUGUUGUUUUUGAAACAAAAUUUGAAACGGAAAUUGUAAUUUAGAUAUUAGCAUCUGUUAUUUAUAUCGGUUAUUUAAUUAUUUAUUUAUUUUUCUACAUUACUUUAAGCCUUGCUUAACGAUAGGGAAACAGAAAAUCUCUUGAUGAGCUUUUCGUAUUUUUUGUAAAUGAUCGGUAGCAUAUGUACCGGUACAAGGUAUCUAUCGAUUUCGAGUUUGGUUGGUUGCAUUUAGUAGAUAGCCUAAAUGCAUUUAUAUUAACAUCAGAAUGAUUCGCGGAUCGUUGUGAAAUCAGAAUUUGUUUAGUAUGUGUUUGCGUUCUUAUUUAUUGUUCAAGCUUUUUUUGUAAACCGUAUACUUCAGAAUAAAUGUUCUGGCAUAUUAAUUUAUUACGAAAAAAAACUACGUUCAAUGGCA
This is a messenger RNA of Armigeres subalbatus, 4681 nucleotides long. RefSeq names its product ras guanine nucleotide exchange factor L (gene orb). Gene Ontology annotation, biological process: negative regulation of cytoplasmic translation. Gene Ontology annotation, cellular component: cytoplasm; neuron projection; nucleus. Lineage: Eukaryota; Metazoa; Arthropoda; Insecta; Diptera; Culicidae. The transcript is spliced from 9 exons. Gene Ontology annotation, molecular function: mRNA 3'-UTR binding; translation factor activity, RNA binding; mRNA regulatory element binding translation repressor activity. The record is from RefSeq and is a predicted model, not a curated record. The coding region runs from base 637 to 3270 and encodes 877 amino acids.